CGGUUUUGGGUUGUUCGCUUGUCUGAGACAGUGACUCCCUCAUUUUGUGUUAAGGGUUGCUUGGUUGAUUAGAAAACGAAGGAGAGGAGAGAAUCUUGAGUGUAUAUUGUUUGAUUUCUAAAAAAUGUAAACCUGCGCAUCAAAGUCGAAUGGUUGCUUAAGCAAAGGGAGAUUUUAUCAUCUGAGCUCGAGGGUAUUGAAGAACCAUGUCAAGGAGGCCAGUAGGUUCAGCUCGACGGUUUGCUGAUGGCGGAGGCAUUCCAUUCAUGGGCUCAUUGCAUUCCAGAUCACGCUCAUCACCUUUGCUAUCUAUUGGGCUUGUGGUUUUGGGCGCAAUCCUUCUUAUUGUCUAUGCUUAUAGUGGUUCAGGUGGAUCCAUCAGUGACAAAGAGGCUUUAAGUAAAGUUGAAGGUGGUGUUUCAUGCACAUUAGAAGUUCAGAGAGCUUUACCUAUUCUAAAGAAAGUAUAUGGUGACAGCAUGCAUAAGAUACUGCAUGUGGGGCCUUACACUUGUUCGGUGGUCUCUAAAUUAUUAAAAGAAGAGGAUACCGAAGCCUGGGGUGUGGAACCUUAUGACAUAGAUGAUGCUGAUGCCAACUGCAAAAGUCUUGUGCGCAAAGGCAUUGUGCGUGUGGCUGAUAUCAAAUUUCCUUUACCCUAUCGAGCAAAAUCGUUUUCUCUUGUCAUUAUGUCAGAUGCAUCAGAUUACUUGUCUCCAAAAUACCUUAACAGGACUCUUCCAGAACUGGCUAGGGUAUCUGCUGAAGGUCUUGUUAUUUUUGCUGGUUAUCCAGGUCAGCAUAGGGCUAAAGUUGCAGAGCUAUCCAAAUUUGGCCGCCCAGCAAAAUUGCGGAGUUCAUCUUGGUGGAUAAGGUUUUUUGUUCAAACCAGCUUAGAAGAGAAUGAAGCUGCAACAAAGAAGUUUGAACAGACUUCAAUGAAGAGGUCUUACAAGCCAGCAUGCCAAGUUUUCCACCUCAAGUCAAACCACUGAUAAUCUGAGCCCCGCAUCUCGACUCUUUUAGCUCAGUGAACAUGACAAGCAUUCUCAUCUCGCAUAAGGGAAAGCAUAUUUAGGUGGAACUUGUAUUGGCCGUAUUUGUAAUGCAUUCAUAAGACUGUAAAUACUUCUGAUUGAAAUUUAUUUUUGUUGUGGUAGUAAAUUCUUGUGAACUGGCCUCUUAAAAUGUAUUCUUUGUAAGUUAGGUGGUUGUUUCCCAGUGCUGCUGCUGCUGCUUGUAAUUCCCAUCAUAGUUCUGACGAAUAUGAAACAGACUAUAACUAUUUUUGUAUGACAUAUUUAUGGCAGUGUCUCACAGAUAUAUUUCA
Molecule: messenger RNA, 1330 nt
Organism: Vitis vinifera (wine grape)
Lineage: Eukaryota; Viridiplantae; Streptophyta; Magnoliopsida; Vitales; Vitaceae
Product: probable pectin methylesterase CGR2
Exons: 7
Coding region: 207-995 (262 amino acids)
Biological process (GO): pectin metabolic process
Molecular function (GO): methyltransferase activity
Source: RefSeq, a predicted model, not a curated record